UUAAAAAGAAAAUAAAGUGGUCAAAAUAGAAAUUAGUAGAGAGAGAGAAUAAAAGCGAGGUAAGUGAAACGAAGAGUGGAAAGUGUAUGGUGGCUACAUCAACCUUCUUCUUCUUCUCGCCGAUCUGAUCCAAACCCUUGGAUUUACAGUCCCCCAAUCAGUGAUCGGAGGAAUUUUGUGAAGAAAUAAAGAAAGAUGUUGGGGUUAUUAAGGCAAAAAGUUGGCUCUGGAACCUCAUCUGCUGUGAUUUUGGGGCAGUCCCUGCAGAGGAUUCGUCCUGCCGUAUCAGCUACGAGGAAUUAUUCUGCCGCUGCUAAAGAGAUGACAGUGAGAGAUGCUUUAAACUCCGCCCUUGAUGAGGAAAUGUCUGCUGAUCCUAAGGUCUUCUUGAUGGGAGAAGAGGUUGGGGAAUACCAAGGCGCAUACAAGAUAUCUAAAGGUCUUUUGGACAAGUAUGGUCCUGACAGAGUUCUUGAUACUCCAAUCACAGAGGCUGGGUUUGCUGGUAUCGGAGUUGGUGCUGCUUACUAUGGGCUUAAACCUGUUGUAGAGUUUAUGACAUUUAAUUUCUCAAUGCAGGCAAUUGACCACAUCAUCAAUUCUGCGGCAAAGUCAAAUUAUAUGUCUGCUGGCCAGAUUAAUGUACCUAUUGUUUUCAGAGGACCAAAUGGGGCUGCUGCUGGUGUUGGGGCCCAGCACUCUCAAUGUUAUGCAUCAUGGUAUGCCUCUUGUCCUGGGUUAAAAGUGGUGACUCCUUAUUCAUCUGAAGAUGCUCGAGGAUUGUUGAAAGCUGCCAUAAGAGACCCUGAUCCUGUUGUUUUCCUUGAAAAUGAGUUGCUAUAUGGUGAAUCGUUCCCUGUUUCAGCUGAAGCUCUUGAUUCUAGUUUUUGCCUUCCAAUUGGAAAAGCUAAGAUUGAGAGAGAAGGAAAAGACGUGACAAUUACAGCCUUCUCGAAAAUGGUGGGCUAUGUUCUCCAGGCUGCUGAGAUACUUGCCAAGGAAGGAAUCAGUGCUGAGGUAAUCAAUUUGCGGUCAAUUCGGCCACUGGAUAGAGCCACGAUUAAUGCUUCAGUCAGGAAAACCAACAGACUUGUAACAGUUGAAGAAGGAUUCCCUCAGCACGGCGUCGGUGCUGAAAUAUGCACAUCUGUUAUUGAGGAGAGCUUUGGCUAUCUUGAUGCACCAGUGGAAAGAAUUGCUGGUGCUGAUGUUCCGAUGCCUUACGCAGCUAACUUGGAGAGAUUGGCUGUUCCUCAGAUUGACGAUAUUGUACGUGCAGCGAAGAGAGCAUGCUACCGAGCUGUGCCUUUGGCUGCAACUGCUUAAUUUUUUUUUGCCAAUUCCAUCCACAAACAUCUCCAGGCCCUGGAGAUAAUGGGACUGUAUAUUAUUUUCUCUUCGCAUCUCUUAGGGUAGGGGAGGAAAUGCUUGUCAAAUAACUUGGAGAAUAUCUUGACCGGAGCGAUAAAUUUUGUGGCUCUGUUUUGUCUUUUUCGUUUUGGGCAGUUCAACAUGAAAAAACUACUCUCCACAGGCAGCCAUUUUUUUUUCUUUCACAAAGUUAUUUACUUUCUUCUAAUCUUCGCUUCACUCCCAACAUUUGGUUUUGGGUAAAGCUGUUUUCUGUGACUGGCUUCCAAUGAUUUUUCUAUUCCAUGUUAUAUUAUUCGGUGACUCAAUUGUGAGACA
This is a messenger RNA of Humulus lupulus (European hop), 1689 nucleotides long. Its product is annotated as pyruvate dehydrogenase E1 component subunit beta-1, mitochondrial. The record is from RefSeq and is a predicted model, not a curated record. Gene Ontology annotation, molecular function: pyruvate dehydrogenase (acetyl-transferring) activity. Lineage: Eukaryota; Viridiplantae; Streptophyta; Magnoliopsida; Rosales; Cannabaceae. Bases 196 to 1326 code for a protein of 376 amino acids. The transcript has 16 exons. Gene Ontology annotation, biological process: pyruvate decarboxylation to acetyl-CoA.